AUGGACAGGGUCGUUGCCGUCGUUCAAAAGAACCGACAACUCGUUGUGGAAAACGUCGGCCUACCGAGGCUCCAACCUCACCAAGUCUACGUCAGCGUCGAGUGGGCAGCAUUCAAUCCCACAGAUAGGCUUGCGUUUGACGUUGAUGCAUUCGGAGAUGGCGCUGUCCUAGGCUGUGACUUUGUCGGCACUGUCACGCAAACUCACCCAAAUGUGAGCAGGUUGCAAGUUGGUGAUAGAAUCGCCGCGUUAGUUUGGGGUGGGGAGAUGAAGGGUCUUGGGGCCUACUCAUCCUAUUGCAUCGCCGACGAGCGCAUCUCGUUCAAGGUUCCGAACACCGUCGAGGGCCCCGAGGCCAGCGCCGUUCCACUUGCCGCAAACACUGCGUACCUGGCACUAUUUUCCGAAGAUUGCCUCGGCCUCUCGCGAGAUGUAUCUACCACUAAGCCUCCUGUGCUGAUCUGGGGCGGAAGUUCCGUCGUCGGAUACUUUGCCAUCCAACUAGCAAAACUUCACGGCUACCCGGUAGCCACCACCUGCAGCCCCCGCAACUUCGACUACGUCAAGAAUGCCGGGGCUACCUAUGUCUUUGACUACAAUGACGCUGAUGUAGUAGAUAAACUCCAGACUGCAGUACCGACGCUAUCACACGUCUUCGACACCAUCGGUAACGCAAGCUCCUCGGCGACGGCAGCCGCUGCUCUAAGCGGCAGACCUGGAGUUCUCUGUACAGUCCGUCCGGGCAAGGCAAACACCGAGGAGGUACCAAGCAACACCAAAGUGACUGAUGUCUUUGUCUUCACUGCGUUUCCGACGGCGCAUACCUACCGAGGACUGGUACACUGGCCUGUCUCUAUGCCGAAUCAUCUGCUUAGUGAUGAGCUGUACGAGCGCCUCCCAGGUCUACUUGAGAGCAACGCCCUCAAACCGCCUUCGGUGAAGUUGCUCGGAAGAUUGAGCCCUCAGUCAGUCAAUGAAGCAAUGCAAUUGAAUCGUGAAGGGAAAAUAUCCGCAGAGAAGCUAUGCUUUGAUAUCUCUUCUGCUUUCGGUGAGCAGAGCGUGUAA
Messenger RNA from Colletotrichum scovillei, 1065 nucleotides. RefSeq lists its product as uncharacterized. Gene Ontology annotation, molecular function: oxidoreductase activity, acting on NAD(P)H. Bases 1 to 1065 code for a protein of 354 amino acids. Lineage: Eukaryota; Fungi; Ascomycota; Sordariomycetes; Glomerellales; Glomerellaceae. The record is from RefSeq and is a predicted model, not a curated record. The transcript has 6 exons.